ACAAUACGUGGAAUUGUGUUGAUAAAUAGAAGAAAACAAGAUUGGUUUUACCUUUGUUGUAGAAAUUAGCUGUUAAACUUUACAGUUUUUGCUCGGUUUACUGAAUAUUGUACAGCAAAAUAUCUUCUUUUUAAUUGAAUUCGAUUUAACUUUUUAUCAUGUAACACUAUUAGUAGGUUUUGUGAACCAAGGCGCAGAAACUUACAAAAACUCUUCUGUAAAACUAUGACCCCUUUUUCGCAUAUUUUUUUUCAGCUUUUUCGUCUGGUGAGCCAAAAAUCUAAAGCUAUUAUGAUUAUUAAAUAACUUGAUUGCUCAUCCAAAUUUAAAAUAUUAUGUUUUUUACAUCAAAUAAAUAAUACAAGUUGUGAAAUACUUUCUGUUGGAACUAAAGUUAAAAACAAAACCAUUAAAUUACUUGUCAUUUAUAUAAACUGGGAAUGGAUUUUUCCUCUCACGCGAGUCUUUUGAAUCAGCAGCGGUCCAAUCACAGCGAAGAGAGCAGUCUCCACUCAGCCAAUCAGAAUGCAGUAUUGAAUUCGGGCAGCAGUGGGAUGGUGGGACCUUCUUCUGUCAACGUGUUCCCUUACAGGGACCCUGAGUUUGUGUUCAACCAGCGGGGAGGGGCAAGAGUCGCCCCAGCGAACAGCGAAGGUAGACUAUACCACAGUGACCAAGAGACGCCCGCGUGCAGAAUCAGAAAGUACCCCCCGUAUUCCCACUUGGCCGACAGAACAGUCAGCAGACUGAGUCCACAACUGAGGAACCCCACAAGUGUGAACAUCAGGAGCAAAUUUCAGCUAAGGAAUGAAGGGGCAAAUGAGUUGCCUGCCAGUCCACUGCUAGAUAGAAAGUCAUUCAUGAAUCAGCAGCAGCAGCCGCCGCCGCAGAGUUUCAACCAAUCCAUUCUGUCCAACACCAGCCCUAUGAUGGCGUCACAGCAUGACCCACUUUUGGGGGCCAGUAGGAAUCUGGAACAGUGCUGGGACCAGGCUACUACUCUCACUGGAACCAGUGGCGGCACCAGCUCCCUUGAGGACCCCGCCCAGUUCUACAACAGGGGAGGAAUGGGGAUGGUCAACCCGGGGGUUGGAGGGGCGUUUGGAGGUGGUGCAGGAAGAGGCUACGGAGGCUUUGCCGGGUACGGCAUGGGAGCGGGCAUACAACCGACUGGAAAGAAAGGCGACAAAAGCAGUGGAGCUGAGGAGUUCUAUAUCGAUACCAAUUUCUCGGCAGACGAUGACAAUCGAGUUCCAAUCUUGGACAGGUGUUUCCCGCCUUUCGUGUCAACAGUGGCAGUGAUAGUGACCUUGGCCACCCCUGUUCUUUUCGCCCUUCUGCCAUCGUUCCUGUGGAGUGGACCGGGAGGGAGGGUGGUCAAAUGCGAUGACCUCUGUACCUCCAUCUACCUGACCAUGACCUGCAAAGUGUUCAUCCUCGCAAUUGGAUGCUGGGCCCUUCAUCUCAGACGCCCCAGAGCUCAUCUACCCUGCAACAGUAUCGUGGUGCGCAAUACAGACGGAGAGAGUAAAUUCUACAGUGUGGGUAGACUGAGCAUCCAGAACAGUGCUCUGUGGAUUCUGCAGAACUACUACAGAGACUUCCCAAUCUACAACCCAUACCUACUCAAGGUUCCGUCCCGAAAAUCAGACGCCGCCGGCAACAACUCUGGCACUAAGUAUCAAGUCUACGACAUCGACGGAACCCCGGGGCCCACUUCAUCCAACACUGCCACGACCCCUGGACAACCUGGCGAUGCCUCCCGUAGCGCAGCAGCAGCAGCAGCAGCAGCGGCGGGUGGAUCCACAAGUCUCAUUUCAAACUCCCGUGCUAUCAUGGCGGCCAGUGCGCGGCGGCGGGAGUGGAGUAGAAACGAGAGAUUCUACGAGGAGCAAGAGUAUGAAGUGAAGGUGUCCAAGAGGAGAGCGAGGCUUAUUGUGGCUGUGGAGGAGGCUUUCUAUCAUAUAAGACGCUGUGACAACAACGACACCCGCUCCAUGCUCACUCUGUCCUCUAGAGAUGCAGCAGUGGCCAUCUGGCCCAGCAUGGCCCGUGCUCUCCUCAAGUACCUGCGAGUGACUAGACAGACUCACCUCUACCGCCAAUCAGACCUGUUGGAGCAUCUUCAAUCGUGCAUCACUUUGAACUUCACCCCGCGUGCUUUUCUGGAGAAGUUUCUGAAGCCUGAGCCUGUGGUGACUGAUCAUACCAUGUCCAAUUCAUGGGAGCUUGUGUCCAAUUUUGUACCCAACAGACCAUUGCAGGAGGGCAUGGUGUUCCAGCUGAAGCAGGAAGCCCUGUCUCUCAUCGUGUAUGUGGCCAGAGUGCCCAUGUUCAACAUAUCGGAGAGGCCAUUUGACUCCAGCAGACACGACAGGAGAUUCUACCUUUCCUACUUCAACCAACACAACACUACCGGUUCGCAUCACCAAACUGCCGCAAAUGUCAAUCAGCACGCGAUCAACAACCUCAGUCCGCAGAACACUCCAGUUUAGCCAGAGAGAACAUCCGAAAUUACUUCAGUUGGAAUCUGAUUCAUGACGUGAACAAAAACGAUGACACAUUUACCAAUUGAGAGACGCUGUCUCCAAAUCAAUGCAAGUCAAUUUUCAAACUUGCUGUAAAUUGGUUUAAAAAAAACUGCCAUUUACGACGGCAUUUGGAGAAUUAUAUGCGGUUCAACAAGAAAAUCGUUUCACACAAAAACUCGGAGAUCAUUAGAUUUUGCUGAGAGCGCAGGAUUCCGGAUUUCAGAAGCCACAAAAACUCAGUUUGGUUUAAAAUUUUAAAACGACAAUGCGGCAAAGCGACAGUUUUAUUAAUUAAUGUUUGUUCUGAAGAAAUCGUAGGUUAGAUCAUCGACAAAUUAUCGCCUUAAUUAAAACAAUGCUUUGUGUGAUUUUAGUUAAAAUUGUGCUAACUAUCUUAGCUAGAAUCUGGAUGUUAAAAAGACUACGUUAUUCUAAUAUAAUGUUUUUCAAAUCUUUCUUUAAACCUCUCAGUGAAGUUUAGCUUGGUCAUUUUUUUCAUGCCGC
This is a messenger RNA of Symsagittifera roscoffensis, 3035 nucleotides long. RefSeq names its product vang-like protein 2-B. The record is from RefSeq and is a predicted model, not a curated record. Gene Ontology annotation, cellular component: plasma membrane. Gene Ontology annotation, biological process: multicellular organism development; establishment of planar polarity; Wnt signaling pathway, planar cell polarity pathway. Lineage: Eukaryota; Metazoa; Xenacoelomorpha; Acoela; Convolutidae.